Lucilia cuprina (Australian sheep blowfly) is the source of this 3324-nucleotide messenger RNA. Its product is annotated as unc-112-related protein-like. Bases 1113 to 3242 code for a protein of 709 amino acids. Lineage: Eukaryota; Metazoa; Arthropoda; Insecta; Diptera; Calliphoridae. Gene Ontology annotation, biological process: integrin-mediated signaling pathway; cell-matrix adhesion. The record is from RefSeq and is a predicted model, not a curated record. The transcript has 2 exons. Gene Ontology annotation, molecular function: integrin binding. Gene Ontology annotation, cellular component: cell-substrate junction.
GUUGAUCGAAUUCGAACGAGAGUGGUUGUAAUUUUGAAAGUGGACGGGUAGUGUCGAGAACGCGAGUUGAUAAAGUAAAAAUAUUUAAUAUUCUUCCGUUUUGCUGCUGCUAUAAUAAAUAAAUUGUAAACAUCAUUUGAUGGUUUGUUCGUUUGUUUUGUGCAGGUUUCUCUUCUUCUAAAAAUAGCAAUUUAAUACCAUCAUUGUUUGUGUAUCGUGGAAACAAAAAAGUGAGGGAGAAACUUCGAGCUAAGCACGCAUCAUUUUCCUCUACUGCGUCAUCAUAGUGUAAUUUUAAUUAAUUUAAAUUCAAAUCGAAUGUAAUACACCAAAACACCACCAAUUGACUUGUGUGAAUAACGAUCCACUAUUCAUCAAUCAAUAUCAGACUGGUGGCAGGCAGUUACUCAGUCAGUCAAUCAGUUGUAGUGGUGGUGUUGACGACCGUAUAAGAGUAUACAUAAAUAAAUACUGCAAUACAAAAUAAUAAAUAAAUUAAUAAAGGGCGAUAUUUAGAUCGUGUCGAGUUAUGGAUUAAUUGCUUUUGCGUAGUAGUUGUUAUAAUUUUGUUGUUUAUUAGUUUUUACUAGCGCGAUCGUACACGUCUUAAUAGACGUCGUCGUUGCUGCCAUACGUCAUAUAAAAUACAGCAAUAAAUUGUGUGUGGCUGGUUAUUGGCGCUGACGGUUGCUGGAAUUUUGCGCAUUUGGAUCUCUUAAGCUGACAGCGUGUAUGUACUACGUUCAUGGAAACGAAAUAACCUUGGCAGUAUUUGUAAACGUUUGAACGAAAGGGAGCAGACAGAGCAACUCAAGCUAAUAGCUUAAUUUAAAUAUUCAUUGAAUAAACAAACCCCAACCCAUUGGUAUAAAAAUUGUUUCAACAUUUCCAGUGAAACCAGCAAUAUCUAUUACAUAUUGCAUCCGUAUCAACAACAAUCACGAACCAUUGUUGAGUAAACUUCUCACUCUGGGCAAUGAUAAGAGCAGUAGUUGCUUGAAUUGCGAAAACGUUCUCUGUGUAAUUAUUCAACCUUAUAUAGUGCUUUUAUCGCAAACAACGACAAAUACUGUAGGUUAUAGGUUCUGAUAAAAGAAGAAUAUUUAGCAGCCAUGAUUCAUGUUGGGGACAACACUUGGAAUCUGCGGAUUUUUAUAACGGAUCUGCAGGUGGAGAAGCACUUACGAGUAAAAGGUGAUCAACACAUUGGCGGUAUUAUGCUACAAUUGGUUGACCCUGAAAAUCCAAAAGAUUGGUCUGAUCAUGCUUUGUGGUGGCCAGAAAAAAAUAUGUGGUUAACACGCACCCGUUCUACCUUAGAUCAGGUGGGCGUUCAGGCGGAUUGUUUACUACAUUUUACGCCAAUGCAUAAAAUAUUACGUGUUCAAUUGCCAGACUUGCGAUACCUUGACUGCCGUGUUGAUUUUUCUAUAAAAACAUUUGCUGCCGUUGUAAAUUUAUGCAAAGAUUUGGAUAUUCGUCAUCCCGAAGAGUUGUCGUUGUGUAAACCUCUGGAAGCGGAUCAUUUAAAGAAAAACUUUGGAAAGUUUCCUCAGAAGAAAAUACCAAUUGCCGAACCUAAUGGAACAGUAUAUUUGCAACCAGCUCCCGACACCAAUUCAUUUAUACCAAUCAACUCUGCCUAUCAUGGCAGCAAUGGAAGUUUGGAUAGAACACAAAACGGCAACUUUCUGUGUGCACCAGUUUCACCCUAUGGCACCACUCCAAGAAGAGCAGGUACUGCUCCUGGUACACCAAUAAGUUCACCUACAGGUACAUGGAAGCAUAGCAGCAAUGGAUACAUGACAUAUGAUUCUGGAUCUAGUCUAGGAGAUUUUCAAGAGAAUUUAGCUGCCUCUCCUCGUUCACCCAGUCCUGAUGUUCGGUCGCGACUGGUACGACCAAAAUCGUUGAUUGAAAAGGCUCGAAUGAAUGUUGGCUGGCUCGAUUCUUCUCUAUCGAUAAUGGAACAAGGCAUUAGGGAAUACGACACCUUAAGCCUUCGAUUCAAAUACUACACAUUCUUCGACUUGAACCCCAAAUACGACCAGGUUCGCAUUAAUCAGUUAUAUGAGCAAGCAAAGUGGGCCAUUUUGAAUGAGGAAUUAGAUUGUACCGAAGAAGAAAGUCUAAUGUUUGCAGCUUUGCAAUUUCAGAUUAAUCAACAGAAUGAAACAUAUCAAGGUACUGAUUCAGGAAUUGAUUCCAUGAAUACGGCAAACGGCACUGAUGAUGACAUCGAUUCUGCUUUAAAUGAGUUGCAAAUAUCAUUAGAAGGGCCAAAUGCCAAUGUGGAUGGCAACAUAACAAAAAUACCCGAAUUAUCUGAUUAUUUGCGUUUUCUAAAACCGCGCAAAUUCACAAUGAAAGGAUACAAAAGAUAUUUCUUCACCUACCGUGACCUUCAUCUACAUUUGUAUAAAAGUGCUGAAGAAUCGCGACGUGCAGCUCCAGCUAUAACCAUUAAUUUGCGGGGUUGUGAAGUUACACCUGACAUUGUACUGUCGCAGGGAAAGUUUGCAAUACGAUUGGAAGUUCCGCCUGAAAGCAGUAAUGGACCUAACAGUGAAGUUUGGAUACGUUGCGAGAAUGAGGAACAGUAUGCAAAAUGGAUGGCUGCCUGUCGCCUAGCCUCAAAAGGACGUUCUCUAGCAGACAGUUCUUACGAAAGUGAAGUAUCGAAUAUACAGACUUUGUUAAAUUUGCAAAAACCUGCUCAUGGUGUUGCUGUCAAUGUUGAUCCCCGAUCUAUUGAAACGGUUGACUAUUUGCCACCAAGAAUGCUGAGAAAAUUGUCUAGUAAAGCUGCCCAGCGUAUACUGGAAGCGCAUGCCAAUGUCCGUACACUUUCACUUAUGGAUGCAAAGUUAAAGUAUAUUCAAGCAUGGCAGUCGUUGCCAAACUUUGGGGUCUCCUUGUUCGUUAUUAAAUUUGAUGGACAUAAAAAAGAAGAAUUGUUAGGCGUUGCUUACAAUCGCAUUAUGCGAAUGGACUUGGGUUCUGGCGAUCACAUAAAAACUUGGCGCUACAACACAAUGAAAGCAUGGAAUGUUAAUUGGGGUAUCAAAUGCAUGAUGAUUCAAUUCCAUGAUGAAAACGUCGUUUUCUCCGUUCAGUCUGCCGACUGUAAAGUUGUUCACGAAUUUAUUGGUGGCUACAUUUUUAUGUCUAUGCGUUCCAAAGAAAACAAUCAAACCCUUAAUGAAGAAAUGUUCCAUAAGCUUACCGGAGGUUGGGUUUAAUUAAUAUAAUACUUAAAUACCAGUAACAAACCUGCAAGUGCCAAGCACAGAAAAUGCAUGCUCCCUAACUAUAUUAAAGUUU